This is a messenger RNA of Tachyglossus aculeatus (Australian echidna), 1367 nucleotides long. RefSeq names its product elongator acetyltransferase complex subunit 6 (gene ELP6). Lineage: Eukaryota; Metazoa; Chordata; Mammalia; Monotremata; Tachyglossidae. Bases 110 to 1030 code for a protein of 306 amino acids. The transcript has 7 exons. The record is from RefSeq and is a predicted model, not a curated record. Gene Ontology annotation, cellular component: elongator holoenzyme complex. Gene Ontology annotation, biological process: tRNA wobble uridine modification.
CGCGCGCGCAAUUUCCGUUGAUUUCCGUCCCUCGUGAGUCGCCGUAGCGCGACCGCCGGUGGGGCCCUGAGUUCGAGUUCUACGACCCUCCGGCCUGUCGGAGCCCACGAUGUUCCCGGAGCUCAACAACUUGCUGGACGCCUCCCCGGACAAGCCCGAGGAGGGGACACUCACGCUCCUCUGCGACGUCAAGACGGAUGGCAGUUUCCUCGUGCAUCACUUUCUCUCCUUCUACCUCAGAGCCGGUUGUAAGGUGUGUUUCGUGGCCCUUCUCCAGUCCUUCAGCCAUUAUAACAUCGUCGCACAGAAGCUGGGGGUCAGCCUGGCUGCGGCCAAGGAGCGGGGCCAGCUGGUCUUCUUCGAAGGCCUCAAGUCCACUGCCGGGGCCCUCUCCGGAUCCGAGGAGCCGUCCCACCCCCUUCCCUUUAUCAGGGGCGGGAGCCGGGACCUGCGGCCGCUCUCGGACUUCGUGCGCCGGGCCCUGAUGCCCCCGGACGAUGCCACCGGCUCCCCGAGUCGCCCGGCGCUGCUGGUGGAUGACCUGAGCGUCCUGCUCAGCCUGGGCCUGGCCCCCGUCGCUGUACUGGACUUCAUCCACUCCUGUAGAGUCACCGUGUGCCGCCGGCUGAAGCGCUUACUAUUAUUAAAGCUGGAGAGGCCCAAAGUGGGGCAGCACGGUCGGGUCCGGGGUCCCCCGACCCCCCGCUCGCCAGGCCGUUCACCGCCCGUCCCCCAUCCCCCCGGCGCUCCGCAGGGCAACGUGGUGGUCCUGGCGCACGACGGCGGCGACGGCGAGGACGAGGAGAACGACCUGCUGGUCAACGCCCUGGGCCACCAGAGCGGCCUGAUCCUCCGGGCCGAGGGCCUGGCCACCGGCUUCUGCGAGGACGUCCACGGGCAGCUGACCAUCAGGCGCCGGGGGCCACCCUGGCUGAAAGCGAAGCGGGAGCCCCUUCAGAUCUACCAGUAUAAAAUCCAGGACAAGAGCGUCUCGUUUUUCGCCCGGGGGAUGUCCGCCGCCGGGCCGUGAGCCGGGCCGCUGCCCGCCGUGGAGGCCCGACGGGACGUUCGGGGGGGGUUGGGAUGAGCUAAGCGACGGGACCCCCCUCGUCGAGCCCCCCGUACCACUGCGCUCCACGGACUCUGCCGCUCUGGGGGAGGGCGUUGGGCCUGGUCAUCCCAAUCCAGGCUUCGCCACGGGACGCACGGCCGGCCUGGUCCUCGGCACGGAUGCCUUCCGGGUGCAUGGGGUCCGCCGGGACAACCCCCGGGAUCGAUGGUCCUCGAGGAGCCGAAGGAGGAAUUUUAGACUGUGAGCCCACUGUUGGGUAGGGACUGUCUCUAUAUGUUGCCAACUUGUACUUCCC